AUGCUGGGCAAGAAAGCUCAGCCAGGCCAGGUCAACCCCCAGUUCCUGGAAAGACCCAGUGGAGAUGGGACUUUCACAAAUAUGGAGAGGGUUAUCAAGGCCGAGGGAGGCAGCGCGGCCGGCCGCAGGGCCCCGGGAGCCGCCGGCUGCGGGACCUGGAGGUGCGAAGCCUCCUGCCGGGAUGAGAGCUGGGAGGAGAGCCGUGCGGCCGGCACCGCGGAUGCGGGAGGAGUCCCGGCCGCUGCCGGGGCCGGUUCGGAGCCCGGUUCCAGCGGCCCCGCACGCUACAAAGGCUGCGGAAUCCUUCCCGGCCCUGCCGUCUCCUCGCGCCCCUCACGGAGGCCCCGCCCCCGGCCCUCAGCCCGCCAAUGUUCCCGCGCGCCCCGCCUUUCCCGCUCUGCCCUCACGCCCUCACGCCCGCCCGCCGGCGGCGCAGGCCCGGCCCCGCGGGCGCGGCCGGGGCGGAGCGGCCCUGGACAGCUCCCGCCGCCCUCAGACGGCGGCGGCGGCGGCGAGGCGAGGACAUGGCGCGGGGCCGGCGCGGCGGGCCCGGCUGAGCCGCCGCUGCCCGCGGGGCGGGCGGCCCCGGGCCGCGGCGGCCGCCGCCCCGAUGAGCGGAUGAGGAGCGGGAGCGGCGGCCGGCGGUGCCUGGGCGGGGAACCGGGUGCGUGCGCCAUGAACCCCGAGCUGGCGAUGGAGCCGCUGGGCAGCCUGCACGGGGCGGCGGGGCACGAGCCGGAGCUGAUGGGCAGCCCCAGCCCUCACCACGGCGGGCGCAGCGCGGGGCCGCUCCGGGUGCCGCCCCCGCCGCCGCCGCCGCCGCCGCCGCACCAGGAGCUGCCCCCCGCCGCCCGGCCCGCCAUGGUGCCCAGCAUGGCCUCGCUGCUGGACGGCGCCACCGAGUACCGGCCCGAGCUCUCCAUCCCGCUGCACCACGCCAUGAGCGUACCCUGCGAGGCCUCGCCGCCCGGCAUGGGCAUGAGCGGCACCUACACCACGCUGACGCCGCUCCAGCCCCUGCCGCCCAUCUCCGCCGUCUCCGACAAGUUCCACCACCCUCACGCCCACCCGCACGCCCACCACCACCACCACCACCAGCGCCUGCCGGGCAGCGCCGGCGGCGGCUUCGCGCUCAUGCGGGAUGAGCGCGGGCUGCCGGCUGUCAACAGUCUCUACGGGCCCUACAAGGAGGUACCGGCCGUGGGGCAGAGCCUCUCGCCGCUGGGCAACGGGCUGGGCCCGCUCCCUGGCGCCCAGCAGGGCCUGCACGGCUACGGGCCGCCGGGCCACGACAAGAUGCUGAGCCCCAACUUCGAGGCGCACGCGGCGAUGCUGGCGCGGGGAGAGCAGCACCUGCCCCGGGGGCUGGGGACGCCCCCGGCCAUGCUGCCGCCCCUGAACGGCGCUCACCAUCCCGCGCCCCCCGGGCCGCCGCCGCCGCACGGCCCCGCGCUGCCCGCCGGCCGGGAGCGGCCGCCCCCCGCCGCCGGCCCGCAGGGGAGCGGAGCGGGGCAGCUGGAGGAGAUCAACACCAAGGAGGUGGCACAAAGGAUCACGGCGGAGCUGAAGCGCUACAGCAUCCCGCAGGCCAUCUUCGCCCAACGAGUGCUGUGCCGCUCCCAAGGGACCCUCUCGGACUUGCUGCGGAACCCCAAGCCUUGGAGUAAACUCAAGUCCGGCCGGGAGACGUUCCGCAGGAUGUGGAAGUGGCUGCAGGAGCCGGAGUUCCAGAGGAUGUCUGCCCUGCGGCUGGCAGCCUGCAAACGCAAAGAGCAAGAGCCCAACAAAGAGCGGAACAACUCCCAGAAGAAAUCCCGCCUGGUUUUCACGGACCUGCAGCGCCGAACGCUUUUCGCCAUCUUCAAGGAGAACAAGCGUCCCUCCAAGGAAAUGCAGAUCACCAUCUCGCAGCAGCUGGGCCUGGAGCUCACCACCGUCAGCAACUUCUUCAUGAACGCGCGCCGGCGCAGCCUGGAGAAGUGGCAGGACGACCUGAGCUCCGGGGGCUCCUCCUCAGCCCCCAGCACCUGCAGCAAGGCGUGA
Molecule: messenger RNA, 2043 nt
Organism: Sturnus vulgaris (Common starling)
Lineage: Eukaryota; Metazoa; Chordata; Aves; Passeriformes; Sturnidae
Product: one cut domain family member 2
Biological process (GO): regulation of transcription by RNA polymerase II
Cellular component (GO): nucleus
Molecular function (GO): DNA-binding transcription factor activity, RNA polymerase II-specific; RNA polymerase II cis-regulatory region sequence-specific DNA binding
Source: RefSeq, a predicted model, not a curated record